Molecule: messenger RNA, 770 nt
Organism: Colossoma macropomum (tambaqui)
Lineage: Eukaryota; Metazoa; Chordata; Actinopteri; Characiformes; Serrasalmidae
Gene: tmie
Product: transmembrane inner ear
Exons: 5
Coding region: 207-770 (187 amino acids)
Source: RefSeq, a predicted model, not a curated record
AAAGAGAAGAAAAGAGUAGAGAAGAAAACAGAAGGGAAGAGAAAAGGAGAGGAGAGAGGAGUGGAGAAUAGAGGAGUAAACUGAGGAGGGGGGUUUGGCAGCUUCGGCCCAUCCAGCCAUCAAUCAGCCCCCCAUCGCAGUGGUCCUGCCCAGCCGAGAGAGGGAGGGGCGAGAGAGCACACAGGGACAGAGAGAGAGAGAGAGAGAUGAUGAUGGCGUCCGAGCGGCCUGCCCAUCCUCCCCCAGCCCUGGUGCCGCUGCUGGUCAGCGCCGGGGCGGUUCUGGUGUCUCAGUAUUUCUUCAACGCAGCGGCGCAGGUUCCUGACCCCGCGCUCCUUCCUACGGACCCCCCACCAAAGCCGGACCCCAUCACCUCUGAGACUGUGGUCUUCUGGGGUCUCCGGUUAUGGCAGGUCGUUGGAAUCUUCUCCAUGUUCAUCCUGGCGAUUAUCAUAACGCUCUGCUGCAUCUUUAAAUGCCGAAUUCCUCGGACGAAGAAGGAGAUCGAGGCCCGGCACAAUCAGAGACAGGCGGCUAAAACCUACGCUAACACGCUGGAGACGGUUCCUCCUCUCAACGAGCUCACGGAGGUCCCAGGAGCGGCGAAACCUGGCGAGAAGAAGGAGGAAGUGGCCACCGUCUCGGGGAAAGUGGACGGGGAGAAAGGAGAGAAGAAGAAAGACAAGGAAGGGAAAAAGGAGGGAAAAGGAGCGAAGGACGGUAAAGCGGAGGAGAAGGGUGAAGCAGAUCCUUCACACGUCCACAUUUAA